UUUGUACCAAGGUGACACAGCUGAUACGGUGCGAGUUAAACGGGGUAUCUUUAUAAGUGGCCUCGCAAUGUCCAGCAUGCUGUAGAUGUUCAGUAUAUAGUCACUUUUAUCACGGUUUCUCUUAUGGAGGUGACCACACGGAUCUCCUGAUGCCCUCUGGGCCCGGGGCCAUCCAGCCUGCGGGCCACCACAUCACAUGUGCCUACUAUCUUUAGCCAGGGAAGUAUUUAUAUCCCUGGGGGACGUUUUUUUCCCAGUACAGGGUAGCCCCAGAGUCGGUGGUUCGGCGAAUCCAGGUCCCCAGCGGCAACCUCCGCCCCUCUGGCUCACCAUGCCGCGGGGCCCUGAGGUCCCGGUUCAGGUCUGGGUGGGAGGCCAGCUCUUCCAAGCUGACCAGGCACUGCUGGUGGAGCACUGUGGCUUCUUCCGCGGCCUCUUCCGCUCCGGCAUGCGGGAGGCUCGCGCUGCAGAGGUGCGCCUGGGCGCGCUGAGCGCGGGUGGCUUCCGCACCACGCUGGAGGUGCUGCGAGGCCAGCGGCCGGCACUGGCGGCCGACGAUGAGCUGCUGCAGGCGGUGGAGUGCGCCGCCUUCCUGCAGGCGCCGGAGCUGGCGCGCUUUCUGGAGCACAGCCUCACGUCGGACAACUGUGCGUUGCUGUGCGACGCCGCCGCCGCCUUUGGCCUGAGAGACGUGUUCCACAGCGCUGCGCUCUUCAUUCGCGAUGGCGAGCGCGAGCUGGCGGCCGAUUUGGUGCUGCCCGAGGCCCGCGCCUAUGUGGCGACCCUGCGGCCCAGCAGCUAUGUGGCCUUGAGCACUCACACGCCUGCUCCUGGCUUCCUGGAAGAUGAGUCACGCACAAUGUGCUACCUGGACGAGGAGGAGGACGUGUGGCGUACGCUGGCCGCGCUGCCCCUGGAAGCCAGCACAAUGCUGGCAGGAGUGGCCACGCUGGGCAACAAACUCUACAUUGUGGGUGGCGUGCGUGGCCCCAGCAAGGAGGUGGUGGAGCUGGGCUUCUGCUACGACCCCGACGGAGGCACGUGGCGCGAGUUCCCCAGCCCACACCAGCCACGCUAUGACACGGCACUGGUGGGCUUCGACGGCCGUCUCUACGCCAUCGGAGGCGAGUUCCAGAGGAUGACCAUAAGCUCGGUGGAAUGCUAUGACCCGGCCACUGGCUGCUGGAGCUUCAUGGCUGACCUGCCACAGCCGGCCACAGGGGUGCCCUGCGCCCAAGCGCGUGGCCGCCUCUUCGUGUGCCUGUGGCGGCCGGCAGACAUCACCGCAGUUGUGGAGUAUGCGGCGCGGACCGACGCGUGGCUGCCGGUGGCCGAGUUGCGGCAUUCGCAGAGCUACGGCCACUUCAUGGUGGCCCAUCGUGACAGUCUCUACGUGGUGCGCAAUGGACCUUCCGACGACUUCCUGCACUGCGCCAUCGACUGCCUCAACUUGACCACGGGCCAGUGGACGGAGCUACCUGGCCAGUUUGUCAACAGCAAGGGAGCACUUUUCACUGCGGUAGUGCGUGGCGACACCGUCUAUACUGUCAACCGCGUGGUCACCCUGUUGUACGCCAUCGAGGGUGGCACCUGGCGGUUGCUCAGCGAAAAGAUAGGCUUUCCCCGGCCCGGCUCUUUGCAGACCUUUCUCCUGAGGCUGCCCCCUGGAGCUCCGGGGCCUGUGGCCAYGGCGUUGCCAGAACUGUGAGCCCUGAGCUGGCGAUAGGAGAGGACACCCUGAGUCUCCCCUGAGCAGAGGCUGAGUGUGCGAGACUGAUUUUGAGAAGUUCCUGGGAAUUUCAUGUUCCCUAUCGAGAGACUCUGUUCUUGAGCCUUCUGGUGGUGUGAACAUGCCCAAGCAGCUCAGGGAGCAACAGUGACACGGGGGUCUGAGCCCUCAAAUCACUUAGACUCUGCUGAGAGAUGGGACAGUGGACUGUUAACCCCCAUGACUUCACUCAAGGAACAGCAGAAAAUGAACUGUGCUGGUGGGAGACUCAGCUGUCAGAAGACAGGCCACCUCUGAGCAUCCUGAUCAUGGACACGGGAUGUGGGACCCUGGUGGAAGAGGUCUCCACCCAGCAAUGUUCUCCACAGUCUGCAGGCUUUGGCCCCAGCUGGAGCAGGGGAGCUUGAAAAGAGGGAGCCCCUCUCUGGCAUCUCAGCAACUGAGAAAGGUAAAAGGGGUCUUUUAUUGGGUGGCAAGGUACAAACGUCUAGUCUGACCCCUCUCUUUUCACAGGGGAGGAAUAUGAGGUCAAGGGGGACCGAGUAUUUGCCUGAGGGCAUACAGCAGGCAGUGUGAGCUAAAUUCCUGAGCUAAAUUCUACAUUUCUAGAAUCCUCUUCUCCUCAUACCAUGCUGAUCUCUUGUGUUGUCUGCCAGGACACCCAAGAGGGAGAUUCCCCACAAUGACCCAUUAGGCCUGCCAACUUGGAUUCCAUACUUCUAAUUUUGUCCAGUAAAACUCACUCCUAUUAUGUCCUGUUCUCUUAGCAUCUUGCUUUGAUUCAGUAAGGAGAGACAAAGAAGUCAGUGAUAUUUGGGUACCUGGGCCCUUCAAAGCCUCACACACACAAUCUCUCUCUCUCUCUCUCUCUCUCUCUCUCUCUCUCUCUCUCUCUCUCUCUCUCUCUCUCUCUCACACACACACACACACACACACACACAGUUUCGCCAAUUCUAAGAGUGGCCCAAGGCCAUUGGCUCAGUAUGCUUCUCUUUCGGGGUAACUUAUUUUCAUUCUAACUGGGGCUUUCUAAUGAUGUGCCUAACUCCAAAGUGCUGGUUAGCAGAGAGAAUUCCAGGUGCUCAGAGAGGGUGCUAGCACUGGGUUGGGAUGGAAAUAAGGGAAUGAAGGUCUUGUGGGGCAUCCUCUGCAGAGAGACCCAGGGCCUGCCUGUCAGCCAGCUGGUUUGGGAGUCAAAUGUUGGCUGAGAGUGACUGCUGUUUAACCUUGGGUAAGUUCCUUAAUCUUUCUGAAGUUGAGGGCUCUCAACUCUACACAGAGCUAAUUCCUACGCCACAGGGUUAAUACACAUGUGAAAUGAGAGUUUACCCAUCAGCAUGUGAUCUUCCUCUCCGUGCUCCUUUCUCUUCUUCACACUUGGAGCACUUGCUGUGAGGAGGGCAUAGGCCUGGUGAGUGGAGCACAGCCUUGCAGUUGGUACUUAGCGCUCAGAACCAUUAAGCCCAGGCCUCAGCUUCAGGGGGUCAUGGGUUCCCAUUCCAGCUGCAUCACUGGAAAUGGUUUCUUUAUAGAACAGAGAUGAUGGCAGUACUCACCUUAUGCAGUCAUUGUGCAGAUUAUGUGAAGCACCUGCUGUUUCGAGGCCAGAGAGGUGGCUUGGGGCCUAAGUGUGGGACCCUUGAAUGCCUGGCAGGAGAACCUGAGCUUUCUUCUACAGGAAUGGGGAGCCAUGGCACAUUUUUGAGGCGGUGAGUGCAGUAGACAGAGGUGCUCAGUGCCCCUGGAAGCUGCCCAAUGGGAGCACCAGCUGGAGUAGGGAGGGGGGAGUGUGAAGUCAGGGGACUCAUUUCCCAGCUCCCUCUCUGUGUGGCUGUCUUGUGCUUUUUCUUCCACUGACCCAAUCACAGGACCUGACAUGUGGCCCUUUCUGUGCAGUCCUCUCAGUCUCCGGCUUGGGGUGGCCACUCCUUCAGGUCUAGGAGUGGUGAGAGCCCGGCUGUCUCUUGCAGUUCCUGGAGUGGCCCUUCACUCUUUGUAAAUGGCCUCAUUCCUCAACUUUCCCUGAGGACCUGAUUUGAGUUGUCAUCUCUUUCCUGGCUGGAGCUUGCUGGAUGUGUGCCCUGUCCCUUCUGGCCAUCUUUAUGGGCAUGUGUCACUGAGUGGCUAGGCUUGGGCACAAUAAAGGAUACUGGAAUAUGUCCAUCUCAUGCCUUGGCCUGAUUACUCGGUGAUGGGAACCAGAGGAAUGUCUUCUGGGCAAGGGCAGUGCCUCCGUGACUGUGACUGGCAGCUGGGGCCUUACCUCCCAAAACACUUGAAUUUGAGGGGAAAAAAUUGACCUUUAGAAGCUCUUUGAAGAUUGGCUGGGAAUGGAAACAGAACCAGAGGCAUGAGCUCCAGAGUACACAGCUUCUGCCAUCCCUUUCCAGGUGAGGGACCAGGCAGAACUGUAGCACCAGCCCUGAGGCAGAGCCUGGCUCUAUAUUGCCCUGACCAGACAGCCAGACCUGACCUUCACCAACUUUAACCAAGAGGUCCUCAGGCUCCCCAGUGAGAGCUCUGGAGACCCUUGCUUCAUGUUUAGCCUUGUCACCCAUUUGCUGGGUGACUUUGGGCUGGUUACAUCCCCUCUCUGAGUUGCUUUGUGUCUGUCGUUGAAGAUGAGAAGACAUCUGUCUGAUGUCCAUAUUUGCUAUGGGACCAGGUGAGGGCCCCAUUGUGACGGGAGCCAGUGAGGUAGCAGGGAUGUUUCAACUGCUAGCUCAGAUUUUCUGGAUUCUAAUUCAGUUCUAGCACUUUCUAGAAUGUGUGACCUUGGGCAAUUUAACCUCUUGGGAUCUCAGAUGGGCUUCUGUCAGUGAGCAUACGGGUGCCUAAMCUCAAAGGGCUGUUGGGAGGAUAAUAUAGCACACCAAAAGAGCUUAGAACAAACAGUGCUGGGCCCACAAAGUCAAUAAACCAGAAGAAUCUUGACCCUCAGGCAAGGGCAGUUGGUCUGGAGAAGGUGAUUAGGUAGCAAUGGAGGGAGCCCUAAGGAGGGGUUGGGGCCUGCCAUUCCUCCUGUUAGGAUACUUACUGUCUCCAGAAUGUAACCCUGAUCUGGCACUGUAGUAGGGACAUGGAGCAAU
Molecule: messenger RNA, 4818 nt
Organism: Urocitellus parryii (Arctic ground squirrel)
Lineage: Eukaryota; Metazoa; Chordata; Mammalia; Rodentia; Sciuridae
Gene: Kbtbd13
Product: kelch repeat and BTB domain containing 13
Biological process (GO): relaxation of skeletal muscle; regulation of the force of skeletal muscle contraction
Molecular function (GO): protein binding
Source: RefSeq, a predicted model, not a curated record